Messenger RNA from Brienomyrus brachyistius, 1305 nucleotides. Its product is annotated as membrane-spanning 4-domains subfamily A member 4A-like. Gene Ontology annotation, cellular component: membrane. Lineage: Eukaryota; Metazoa; Chordata; Actinopteri; Osteoglossiformes; Mormyridae. Bases 167 to 931 code for a protein of 254 amino acids. The record is from RefSeq and is a predicted model, not a curated record. The transcript is spliced from 7 exons.
AUAACUGAAGGGGUGGAGACUGUGACUGGAAAGGGUCGGGUAUUUCUCCGUCGUGUAACUUGGCACUGAAUUAUUAACUUGCGUUUCCUGGAGUGGAAAAGACGGACAAACAUAUCGAAAACUUUCUACAGAGUAGGAGAAGGAAGACGGGUUGAAGAGUCGCACCAUGUCCGUUUCUGUUACCACCGCUGGAGACCAUGUGAUCGUGGUUCAGGUCUUUCCCAAAGGAGAGGAACCUGCGAACCUGCAGCCUAUAGACUCCAAAUCUGAGCAUAAACCAUUGGUGGAGCCGGAGUCCAAAUCGCCCAAGGAGGAGAACACAUACCCAGCCAGUCAACAGAAAUCGCUUGGGAUUAUACAAAUCAUGACCGGCCUGUUGACAGCAGCCUUGGGUGUCACCCUCCUAUUCAUCGGAAUUCCUCUCCUCUUGGCCCCCAUGUGGACAGCAGCAGUGUACAUCAUUUCGGGAGCCCUCUGUGUCUCUGUGGGGGCGCCUAAAGGAAACCGUCCCUGUUUGCUGAAAGGGACCCUGGCAAUGAACAUCAUCUGUGCCCUGAUGGCUGUGACCGGUAUAGUCGUCACCUGCUUAGGCCUGGCCAUAACAGUCACGUCGGACAGAUACAGCUCCGAUGUGGAUUACGAGUCCAGUAGUUAUUCGAACAUGUAUUGGGACUACCAGGGAAUGAGACGCCGUUUCCAGACCGCGAAGUAUGGCAUUCUAGGGCUGCUCCUGGUUCUGGCUGUCCUCGAGUUCUGCGUGGCUUUCGCCGCCUCUGUCCUCGCCCACAGGGCCAUACGACGCUCCUCUGGUGGCAUGCAGAGUGACGUGACAGUGCCCAUCGCUGCUAAUUUGGUGUUCACCGGAUACAGCGACGUUAAGCCCCUGCUGAACGACGUGCCGAGCUGCCCACCGCCGGCCUACGAUGCCUGAAUCACCUCGCCUCAACUAAAUCAGGGGAACGUGCGCAUGAGUCCCUCUGGUGGCGAAUCCGUUAAAUUACACGGAAUUUACUUCUGCCUUCACGUGGCCUGAUACUGCGCUGUCACUCACUGAAAUAACGCAUACAUCCCUUUUACUGUCUUAUGCUCCUUCUCUUCUGAUAGUUACUCAUUUCUGGGUUUCCUCUGAAGUGCAAUGUGUUAUUUUGUAUAACGUCUCAGAAUAAUUAUCAUAAUCAUUUAGGGAGCUAUGGGGUUGGGAGAUGUACUACCUUAGUCUUCAUUAUGGAAAAGAGAGCUUUUUGUGAAAUAUAUCUGGUUCUUUCCUUGGCUUUUGAGCUUACUGAUUAAAAAUAUAUUGUGGCA